CAGAAGUGCCACAAGGCUGCAGCCAUGAUGUGCCUCCUGCUUGCCCUGGGCCUGGCCCUCAUGUGUGGCACCCAGGCUGUCAACGUCAUCCAGACUAUGGAGGACCUGGACAUCCAAAAGGUGGCAGGUACGUGGCACUCCGUGGCCAUGGCGGCCAGUGACGUCUCCUUGCUGGACACCGAGAGCGCCCCCCUGAGAGUGAACGUGGAGGAGCUGAGGCCCACGCCCCAGGGCGACCUGGAGAUCAUCCUGCAGAAACGGGAGAAGGAUGGGUGUGCUAAGGAGAAAAUCAUCGCAGAAAAAACCGAGAUCCCUGCUGUGUUCAAGAUCAACUCCCUGGGUGAGAAUAAGAUCUUCGUGUUGGACACGGACUACGAAAACUACCUGCUCUUCUGCAUGGAAAACGCCGCCGACCCCGAGCACAGCCUGGCCUGCCAGUGCCUGGCCAGGACCCUGCAAGCGGACGACGAGGUCAUGGAGAAAUUCAACAGAGCCAUCAAGCCCCUGCCCAUGCACAUCCGGCUCUCCUUCAAGCCGACCCAGCUGGAAGCGCAGUGCCGCGUCUAGGGCCUGGGAUCCUUGGCCCCUCUCUGGACAGAUGAUGUCACCCCCGCCUCCCCCAUCAGCAGGGUCAGGAGGGACCAGGACCAAGGUCACCCCUCUUGGGACCCAGGCCCCUCCGGGCCCCGCCUGGGGUCUCCUGCUCGGGGGCGUUCCUCCUUCAGCAAUAAAGGCAUA
Balaenoptera ricei (Rice's whale) is the source of this 738-nucleotide messenger RNA. RefSeq names its product beta-lactoglobulin-like. Bases 25 to 567 code for a protein of 180 amino acids. Lineage: Eukaryota; Metazoa; Chordata; Mammalia; Artiodactyla; Balaenopteridae. Gene Ontology annotation, molecular function: small molecule binding. The record is from RefSeq and is a predicted model, not a curated record. The transcript is spliced from 7 exons.